CAUUUAUUUAAGAAUAUAUCAUGACGCGACAAUUUUGAUUUUUAAUAUACUUACUUGGCUCAUAUCAUUGACGAUUGCUUUUCCUUAAUUAAUUUGCACAUAGCGAGCCUGAUUAAUAUUUAUUUCAUUAGAUCUAUUUAAUCUAUCAAAUUGCUUUACGUUUAUGAAAAAGGACAGAAUAGCAUGCUACAUUGCAGAAUUGCAAAAGUGAUACAUCAUUCUUUAUUGUUAUGUGACGCAUUAGAGAGAAUUUACGACGCCUGCUUGUCAGAGUGUUUUGCUACCAGAAAGUCUCCAAUAUCAGGAGGCACGGUAGUGCCUCGCGCCAAGUGUACGCGCAGCGCGAGGCACCAUCGCUCCCUCAAUUACGCGAGACCUCGUUUGCGAGAUUCCGCAGACUAUCGGAUCUCAAUAACAGCUGAAUCGAUUAAUUUUUUAAUGGGCUUAAUGGAUAGCUUGGAUCCGAUUUGUAUAACAAAAGUGUUUCUAUUUUUCCGCUACGAGCGAGGAUAUCGCGAUUUAAGGUUUUGCAUACGGGAGUAAAAUAUUUUAAGAUACAUCGUUAAUUUUUACCUACAAAAUAUUUAGUAUUGCAUGGAACUUUAAUGUAAUUAGUAGUCAAAUUUGUUUCUAAAACGUCAAUUAAUUAGAAGACAGGAGACAAAAAUGGUGGAGAUCCGUGUGCCGGUAUUCGACAAUUCGCCGUCGAUCGAGCGGAUCUUACGUCCAAUAUCGUACACGUCUUGGUUCAUGGGCAGUAUUGCACAUCCGCGAAAGUGUCCCAGGGUCGUAACGAUAAUCAUACGUAUCGUUCAUCUGGCCGUGUGUUCAGUUAGCGUAUUGUACAACGUGAUUGAACACCUCAAUUUCGUUAGACUCCAGAUUGGCAAUCAUUUCUCGAUCACAUAUUUUGUAAACAAGCUGAUGUGCUACGUGUCGGCGUAUUAUUACAUUUGUCACGGAAUUAGGCAAUAUGACAAGUGGCCAAAGCUGAUGGACAAGAUAAAGGAGCUCGAUCGAAAGAUCAGGAGGGAAACACAAAUUAAUGACCAGCCAGUAAAGAGGGCAGAAGUAGCAGCGAUACUCGCGACUUUCGUUUGCUGUCCCUUUUUGCUGAUCACACACACCUUGUAUUGCUUCGUAUAUUCACAGAACGUUUCAGCAUCCAAGUUGCUGUUUUUCUACAUGCUCGCCCAGUCGUUGAUCAACAGCUUUGUCUUCGAUAUUGUUGUCUAUGUGCUAUAUCAUAGAUUUCAAGCGAUAAAUAAAUUAAUUGGCCAAUUGGACAAAUCAUCCACUGCGCCAUGGAUUGCAUUCAAGAUUAGACGCAUCAGAGAAUUGCACGCCGAUGUUUGUGAUCUCGUCGUCGUGGUAAACGACAUUUACGGUCUUUAUCUCCUUCUCUGCGCGACGAACUGUUUUAUCACGGUCGUAACAACUCUGUUCAGAAUCUAUUUAGUUGUGAAGAAAACCUAUGAUAACCUGCAGUACUAUUAUAUAUCAAUAAAUAUUGUAGCUUGGAUUUUAUGUACUACGCAAUAUGGUCUGAUGUGCUGGAUUUGUACGCUCGCGCGUCAAGAAUCCGACAAGACUGGAAUAAUUAUGUGUGCAGUUGCACUGAAAUGCAAAUCGGUGAACUAUGACAUACUACAUGAAACAGGGAUUCAAUCGGGUUUAGAAAUGCAAUUUGAAGACUUGAACAAUAAGCAAACAUUUAAUUGGAGUCAUAGUCUGAGUUACGUCAUCAUAGAAAAUCUAAGAAACCUAGAUCGAGACUGUGUUAGAAGCGAAAUCAAAGAUUUUUCGAUUCAACUGCAACAUAGUCGAGUAGCAUUUACAGCCUGCAAUUUCUUCGAAAUAAGCAACGCUGUCUUCUGUGGUGUAAGUACAAAUUUCAUUUACUUCUUUACAGUUUUUGUAAAGUUGGUAUUUUUUUAAUUGCAAUAUGUUAUAAAUAAUCUUGAAGCAAUUAAAUGAAAGAAAUUUAUUUUUCAGUUUAUUGGAAUGAUCAUUACUUAUUUAACAAUCUCCAUUCAAUUCUCUGAUUAAUACGAAAUCAUGUAUUCAGGAUACGUUUAUUAGUUUGUUGCAUGUCACAUGUAUAUUACAUAUACGUUCAAAAACAAAGUUUUCAAAUUUUUGUUGUCUGUGUGAUUUGAUGCACUCUGACGCUCUUUAAUUUCAAUACCAUAAUUGCAAUAUUUAAAAAAGUAAUUAAAUAUAAAAGUAAAUAGAUUAAUAAAAUUUACACAGAAACUUACAUUUAUCGGAAAUAUUUUGAGGUCAGCACCUAGUUUUCAUUAAAUUUUGCAUUACGUAUUAACGCUUUUUGAAACAGGGAAAUAUUUGAUAAUUAAAAAAAAUAGAUUUGAUAAAAUCUGUAAAUAAUAAAUAGUUGUAAAGUUUUGUUAUUAAAAUUUUUGUAAGUAUUUAUGAGGUUGAAACAAAAAGAAAAGCAAUAACAUGAAAGGUGAUAAAUGCAAAUCCGCUGCAAUUAUUAAAUUUUAUUUAGACAUUUCGUCUUUCCUUUUAAGCUGUUUUCGAUAUGUGAUUACAAGAUUUUGUAUAUAUGCUGAUGAAAAAACUUUUUUUUUAAUUGUCGUAAAUAUUAUGAACAUCUGACCACUUUUCCAUAAUAUAAAGUGGUCAAAUUAUUUAAAAAUUUAUAAACAUAUUUUUAAGUUUUUAAAACAAAUGUUUAUAUUUUAAUUUGAAAAAAUUUUACAUAUAAUGCAACAAAUGUAUUACAGUUUUGAUGAGAGGAAAAGAAUGGAAAAUUGUUAUUAAUUUGUAUAUACAGUCUAUUAGUUGCAUUCAACACAAAGUAAUUUAAAUUAUUACAUGAUUGCAGUAAUAAAAUAAAAUAUUAAUAUAUUAAAAUAAGUUACGCAGUAUACUUCUCCAUUUAAGAUUUAAAGUAAAUUGUUUUUUUUUAAUUAGGUCGUAUAUUCUGUAAUGCUUUUUUCUUGUUUGUAUUUACACGUUCCAAGCUUGAUUAAUUUAUUGCAAAUUAUUUUAUUAAAUGCUUUUAAUUUAUUAAAGUUCUAAUUCCAAUUUAAUAUUACGGAACUUCAGAAAUAAUACGUCGUUCUCUCUUUGUAAAGUGCCAGAGAGAAUUUACAACUUGCACGUUUGUCAGUGUUUUGCUUCUAGACCGCUUUACUAUUUUUCUUUAAAAUAUUCUGUAUUGCGAAGAACUUUGCGAUAUAAUCACAGCCGCACUUGCUUGUGAAACAUGUUACUUACAAUUAGUAAAAAGAGACGAGAAGAAAAUGGAAGCAAAGAUUCAUAUACAAGUGGAAGAUAACUUGCUUUCGAUAGAGUACUUUUUGUGUCCAAUAUGUCUCCUGGUUUCUGGGGGUUGGAAAUUCACGUUUAUCUGGAAAGUGUCUUAAAGUUAACGAUGAACAUACGUACAUCUACCUGGUCAUGUGUCAGUUAGCAUAGUGAUAGAAUUUUCUUUAUGCUAGCGUCUUUUUUGCUUUUUCUAGUAAUACAUUCAAGUUUACAUAAAUCAAAGACAAUAUAGAGAGAAAAUUUGAAAAAUAAAAAAAUAAACUUUUUCUUUAAAAAGUAAGCUAAAUCUGUGAAUUGUUGUUAACUAUUAAUAGAUAUUAAAACAUUUGUAUUAUAUUGUAUUAUAUUUUUAACUAUGUUGAAACAAAAAGAAUAACAAAACCAAUAGUAUGAAAUGUGGUAAAUGUGAAUCGAUUGCCGAGUAUAAAAGUAUUGAGGUGUGUACAGUACUAGAUAAAUAGUUUAUGAUAUCCUCUCCUCCUUAUUAUUUAUAUUACUAGAACAAUACAGCGCGUGCUUCGCGCGCGCCUUUCAGAAGCCAAAAAUUAAUCGCUAGCAUAAUUCAAAAAUAUUUUUAAAAUAUUAAUAUAUUCAGUUUGGUUCCUUUAAUUCGUGAAUAUUAAAUGCUUACUAUGUAACAUUUUGGAACAGCAACUAAACUAUUUUAAAAAAUGUAUAAAAACAAAUUUACAAUAACUUUUAAAUAUCAUUUAUUUUAAAUAACAAUCAUAUUUUAAUAUUAUGAU
Molecule: messenger RNA, 4043 nt
Organism: Monomorium pharaonis (pharaoh ant)
Lineage: Eukaryota; Metazoa; Arthropoda; Insecta; Hymenoptera; Formicidae
Exons: 2
Coding region: 667-1938 (423 amino acids)
Biological process (GO): sensory perception of taste
Cellular component (GO): membrane; neuronal cell body; dendrite
Source: RefSeq, a predicted model, not a curated record